AUAAUAAACCGGUCAACAAGGACCAAAACAACAACAUUCGACAUUCAAGGCAAAGAAAUUUGUUCUCAAAAUAGAUUCAAGUUUGAAAUUAUCAUAUUGUUAAAUAUAUCAUGAAAGCAAUAAUUCAACGAGUAACAACAGCCAAAGUAACUGUUGGUGAAGAACUAGUCAGCUCAAUCGGAAAGGGUCUUUGCGUGUUGGUUGGAAUCUCAAGCGACGACAAUGCCAACGAUGUCGACUGGCUAGCGAAAAAACUGCUCAACAUCCGCCUAUUCGAGGACCCCGCCGGAAAAAGGUGGUCCCAGAGUGUGCUCGAUCAACAGCUGGAAAUCCUCUGCGUUAGCCAGUUCACCCUGUACAACAAGAUGAAGGGUAACAAGCCGGAUUUCAGCAGGGCGAUGCAGGGACCGGAUGCCCAAAGUUUAUAUCAAACACUGCUCCAGAAAUUGGGGUCCCAGUAUCGUCCGGAUAUGAUUAAGGACGGUCGGUUUGGCGCGAUGAUGCAGGUUCACAUCCAAAACGAUGGUCCGGUUACUAUUGAGCUGGAGUCACCGGUUCAGAGCCAGCAGGAUCUGGAUAAACUGAAGCGGGCCAACGAACAUAAGGCGAAAAGUAAACAGGGACAGGGAGAAAGCCCCUUAAGUUAGGCUGUGACUUAGUUUUUGGAUUUCGGAUGAACAAAAACCCCUGAGCCGGAACGCUUAUUAAAUUAAAAUUUAUUAUUACAAAUGAAAAAAAAGAAGUGUUUGUUUUGUUUUCUGAUCGAGUACAUUUAUAGUAUAGUAAGAAAUAUGGUUUGAUAUUUGAUCAUUCCAACUCUUGUUUUGUAUGAUUACUGUUGUUUUUUUUUUGUUCACUCUCUCGCACGUUCGAAAUGCGACUUAUGUUUUUGCUACAUUUGACAAGAUUCGGGUAGGAAGAAAAAGGUUCACAAGGGCUUGAUUUGUUUUCCGGGAGGGGAGACAGGGCAAGGAAAAGAUUGUUUUAUCCACUUGUUAUUUUUUAAUUUUUUUUAAUAUUUAUUGUUUUUCAAAUAUGUAAUAUAUAUAUGCUUUAUGUAUAGAAUGUAUCGACAUCGCUUUACUCCUGUUCAGUUUAUAUUUUCAUAUUUCAACAGUAUGUAAAUUCUUACAUUUCUCUUCACGUUUUUUUGCCUUUUGGGGUUUUUUUCCUUUCCAACUAUUACCCUAGUGCACAGAAUUUGAUCCGUAAAAUCAUGCGUUUGAUUUUGUUUCCUUUUUUUUCUCGAUCCAAACUUUAGAGAAGUACUUUAAAUUUUGUUUAAUUUUUUUUUGUUUUUGAUGGCAUCACCUGCUUUUUCAUACACUUUCUAACUAGAUAAUUUUUCCUUCGUUUGAGGAUGGGGUUCUAAGAGGGUUUCCUAAGUCAUAUAUCUUUACUUUAUCUCUUCUUUCUAACGGGUGUGUCCUUCGUGAAGGUUACCACACCACAGUUUGAGGCCACGUUAACUCACAAUCUAAUUUCCUUGGAUUUUUUUCUCUUAAUUUCGUUCUAGCUUUGUUGUAGUACAAAAUAGCAUUGGUGAAAUAAAUAUAGAAAAGCUUUCAAACCAAACUUGUAAGUGGCACCCGGAAAUAAUAGCUGGAAGAAGAAAGUUCGUUCGUCUUCGAGUCAAUCGUGUUCAAAUUAUUACACACUAAUGGGUUUUUUUUUCUUCUUAAUUCUUGUCCUUCGGGGAAUAAACUGGAAAAAAUACAAAUAUACGAUAAUACGACAAAUGUAUAUGUAAUAUAAAUUCUAUGAUUACGAGAAAAGGGGACAAAAUAUGGGUUGUAAUUUUAUCGAACGUGUCGUUUGGUGAAACCUUCCUUGGGCUUAGUUUUUUUUUUCUUAAACUUGUUUUUUUUUGUUGUUAGCUUGUUUCGCGUAUGGAAAUAUUUCUGAUUAAUUUAACCAAAUCUAGAUCCUUUAUUCUUAGUGGCAGGAAGGCUAACGACACGCAGAAAAAAAUGACACCUAAAUUGAUAUUGAGGGGAAAAACUGUUCGAUUCGGUUGGCAAAAAAGGAAAAA
Molecule: messenger RNA, 2032 nt
Organism: Uranotaenia lowii
Lineage: Eukaryota; Metazoa; Arthropoda; Insecta; Diptera; Culicidae
Product: D-aminoacyl-tRNA deacylase-like
Exons: 3
Coding region: 111-647 (178 amino acids)
Biological process (GO): tRNA metabolic process
Cellular component (GO): cytoplasm
Molecular function (GO): D-tyrosyl-tRNA(Tyr) deacylase activity
Source: RefSeq, a predicted model, not a curated record